AUGACUUUCACACAAUUCAAGACAGAGGCACUCGAAGGCUUAUGCACCCAAGAGCAACUCGAUCUCUUGGACUCCAUCGACACGCUCCGAUCACAGGGCAUCAGCCACUAUGUCUCUCUCCCACAGAUAAUCGUCUGUGGAGACCAAUCUUCCGGAAAGAGUUCCGUUCUCGAAGCUAUUUCUGGAGUAUCAUUUCCAGUGAAAAGCAAUCUCUGCACUAGGUUUCCAACCGAGUUGGUUCUGCGGAAGAACUCGCAAGUAGGAGUCCGAGUUUCCAUUGUCCCUCACCAAUCCCGCAGCGAGGCGGAGCAGCAUUCCCUUAGCAGCUUUUGUGAACAACUCGAUGGAUUCAAUGGCCUUGCAGAUUUGAUAGACAAUGCAAAGGCAGCAAUGGGGAUAUCGACCCAUGGAAAAGCAUUUUCGAAUGACCUCCUGCGGGUUGAAGUCUCGGGCCCGGAUCGGCCACAUCUCACGAUUGUCGAUCUUCCAGGCCUUAUCCACUCGGAAACACGGCAGCAGUCCGCAGCCGAUGUUCAGUUGGUUCAGGACGUGGUUCAAUCGUAUAUGAGAGAACCAAGAAGUGUUAUCCUUGCUGUUGUGUCCGCCAAAAACGAUUUUGCGAACCAGAUCGUUCUACGUUUAGCGCGGGAUGCCGACCCAUCUGGAGUCCGGACUCUCGGUGUUAUCUCCAAACCUGAUGUACUGGUACCGGGAUCUGAGAGUGAAGCUUCGUUUGUGUCGCUUGCUAAGAAUCAAGAGGUAGAGUUCCGUCUAGGAUGGCAUGUUUUGAAAAAUAUGGAUUCGGAGAAAGGUCAGUCGAGUUUACUUGACCGGAAUACCCAGGAAUGCGAGUUCUUUUCUCAAGGGAUUUGGGAAGAGCUUCCACGAUCUCUUGUGGGUGUUGACUCGUUGAGAACUCGUCUUAGCGGUCUGCUUCUUGGUCAGAUUGCAAUUGAACUCCCCAGCCUUAUCGAGGAGAUUAAUACAAAGGCCAACUCCUGUCGGGUACAACUCCAAAAACUCGGCAACCCUCGUGCAACGGUGGAUGAACAAAGGUCAUAUCUUUUGCAUAUUAGCCAAGCAUUCCAAUCUCUUGUGAAAGCAGCCGUGGAUGGCACUUACAACGAUCCUUUCUUUGAAGAUGCGAAAACGAACACUGGGUAUCAAAGGCGUAUCCGAGCAGUCGUUCAGAAUUUGAAUGAGCAAUUUACGAAGAAAAUCUCUCUACGUGGCCAUUUACGGCAUGUUCUCGAAAACGAAGAUCAAAGAUCAGUCUCCAAGCAUCAGAUUCCUAUCACAAGAAACGAAUAUGUUCAGCAUAUAGAAAUACUUCUCAAAAGGACAAGAGGUCGAGAAUUGCCUGGAACCUUUAAUCCUUUGAUUGUAAAGGAUUUGUUUCAAGAACAGUGCGGCCCUUGGGAAGAUAUCACACAAAGCCAUAUUGCUGCGACUUGGGUGGCUGCAAGGGAUUUUCUUCAACAGGCAGUCUGUUAUGUGGCAGAUGGGACUACUUCGAAAACCAUUUUCAACAAGGUGGUUUCACCCGCUCUAGGAAAUUUACGACGUACACUAGAAAGACGGAGCGAAGAGUUCCUUAUACCGCAUCAGCGAGGUCAUCCCAUUACCUACAAUCACUACUUCACCGAAGCACUUCAAGAAACUCGGACUAAUCGCCAAAAAGAAGCUUUUCGUGAGACUCUUCAAUCAUACUUCGGUGUUGACACACUUUCAACAUCCCACACCGUGCAACACACAAUCAAUCUCCAAGGCCUUUACAACUCUCUCCUUCGGGAGACCAUACCAGAUAUGACACGUUUUGCCUCAGAAGAGGCACUGGACUGUAUGCUUGCGUACUACAAAGUUGCACUGAAACGUUUCGUUGACGACAUUGCCACCGAGGUGAUCGAAGUCAAGCUUCUAAGUGCACUACCAGCACUUUUUACUCCCAUAACUGCGUUUGAGAUGGAAAAAGACCUGGUCACUGAAAUUGCUGGUGAAUCGGGGGAAAGCCAAAGUCUCCGGGAACAACUAACCAAAAAACUGUGGAUUCUUACGAAGGGUUCUGAUACGUGUCGGCGCUUCGUUGGUAUCAGAGGGCUCGAUUCGGACGUGGGUGCCGGGGCUCAGGUACUACACGAUCAAGAAGCAUUGUCUGAGAGCUCUUUCAGUUCAAUCGGACUACCUGAGGGCGUUGUUGCCAGUGAGCCUGAAUCAGAAAACGAACCACCCAGGUCAUACAGCCCUACGGUACCAGAGCAGACUGUCGAAACCGAGUACGCCAUUGAGCAGCAUACCCCAGAGCCAGGACAACUGCCCAAAGUGUUUGUUUUUUCCACGAGCAGCAAGAAGAGCAAGAAGAAAGGAAAGCUUGCGUCUAAACUUCCGAGUACUCCUUUGUAUGAGGAUCCUGUGAAGUUUUGA
Penicillium vulpinum is the source of this 2421-nucleotide messenger RNA. Its product is annotated as dynamin family protein. Gene Ontology annotation, cellular component: cytoplasm; membrane; microtubule. Gene Ontology annotation, molecular function: GTP binding; microtubule binding; GTPase activity. The record is from RefSeq and is a predicted model, not a curated record. The transcript is spliced from 3 exons. Bases 1 to 2421 code for a protein of 806 amino acids. Lineage: Eukaryota; Fungi; Ascomycota; Eurotiomycetes; Eurotiales; Aspergillaceae.